GAAACACAGAUCACUGAUACUGUAAAUUGGAGGCAGGAGGAAUCAGAGAGUAACUGGCAGUCCCUGCUGCUCAAUUGGUUUCUGAUUCCCUGAUUUAGCAGGGAUCGUCUGCUUGCUCAGGCUUGGAUCCAGUCCCUUGCUUAGCCUUGCCAGUCCACCGUCGCAGCUAAAGGUGUCCAGUUUCUUUUCUUUCUUGAGCGACGGAUUAGCUCGUGAGGUUAGCAAGAAGAGAAAAUGGAGUGCCUACGUGGCACAUUAGCGAGCUCCUCGGUGCAACCAGUUGCGCUGCAGGGUCUGCGAUCGAGCGUGGAUUCCUCCAGGCUCUCUACUCUCGGGCUGUCCAGUCAGCUUCCCAACCCUCUCAGGGCUCAUUACGCCUCCUAUUCUCGCAGCUUGUUGAAUAAGCAGUUUCCUAGUUCUUCAAUUGAGACCACCGCGGUUAGAGUCACUGCAGCUGUGGCUGCAGGAAGUAAGGUGAAAGUGCGUUUUAAUCUCCCGAUUCAGGUGAAAUUCGGCGAGAGCAUUGCGGUUGUCGGAUCUGCCGAUUGGCUCGGGUCCUGGUCGGAUCCGAAAGCUCUCGAUUGGAGCGAAGCCGGCUGGAGCGUUACCCUUGACGCGCCUGCAGGUCAAGAGGUGGAGUUCAAAUUUGUGAUUGUAAAGAACGGGAAAGCCGCGGUAUGGGAGGAUGGCCCUAACAGGAAGGUGACUGUUCCGGGGGUUGACCCUCGCGGUAAAGAAUUUAACGCCGACGUCGACUGGAAUAAAACCACUGCAACUUUGUCAUGGGAGGUCACUAAGGAGGAUAGCGAGGAAUCUUUUAACGGAGCUCCUGUCGGCGACAGCGGGUCUGACAGCGAGGGGGAGCUAUCGUCCGCGGAAGACGGGGGGGAGCUGGAGGAGAGCGCGUUUGCGCAGAAGUGGGCGGGGAGGGGCGUGGAGUUUAUGCGGAGCAACGCACACAAGAGCGAGCGGCGGGGACGGUGGGACACGACGGGCCUGGACGGACCGGCGAAGAAGCUGGUUGAAGCUGACAAGGGCGCGGGGAACUGGUGGCGGAAGCUCGAGACCGUGGAGCAACUCCUGUUGCCGGUGGAACGGAGUCAGCGCCUCGAUGCCAUGAUCUACGCGUCCAUCUACCUGCAGUGGAUCAACACUGGCCAGAUCCCGUGCGUGGAGGACGGCGGCCACAGGCGGCCCAAUCGCCACGCGGAGAUUUCUCGCCGCAUCUUCCGCUGGCUGGAGAAGGAAGGCACCCGCGGCUCCGCGCUCUCCUCUGAGGAGAUCGUGGUGAUGCGCAAGAUCCAUCCGCGCCUGCCUGCAUUCUCUGCUGACUUCACGGCGUCUGUGCCGCUCACGCGCAUCCGGGACAUUGCCCACCGCAACGACAUCCCACACAACCUCAAGCAAGAGAUCAAGCACACGAUUCAGAACAAGCUGCACCGCAACGCCGGGCCAGAGGACCUGGUGGCCACGGAGCUGCUGCUGCGGCGGGUGACACGCACCCCGGGGGAGUACAGCGAGGCGUUCGUGCAGCAGCUGAAGCUGUUCUACGCCGAGCUCAAGGACUUCUUCAACGCCAGCAGCCUGACGGAGCUGCUGGAGAGCAUCCGCCCCUCUCUGGACGACACGGGCACUGCCAUGCUCGAGAACUUCCUCGCAUGCAAGCAGAAUGUUGAUGCACUGCCAUCCUCUGCACUGGGGAUUGAUCAAGGGGCAUAUGGGGGAGCAGAAGCAGGGUCUUCUCAGCCGCAAUCAUUGCAGGGGGCGCCGUCCGGGCGGCCGACUGACGUGCUGAUGUCAGCGCUGCACUCGCUGACGGGGCUGCGGGCCGUGCUGCUGUACUCUUUAGAGAGUGGGUUGAGGAACGACGCUCCUGAUGACUCGAUUGCCAUGAGGCAGAAGUGGCGUUUGUCUGAGAUUUGCCUCGAGGAGUACUUCUUCGUGCUGCUCAGCAGGUUCCUGAACGAGCUGUUUGACGAGGAGGGGGGAGACAGGGCAGCGGAGGGGAUGGCAGGGGAGAUCCGCAUGGGGCAGCUGGGGCACGUGGGCGUGGCGCUGGGAGCAGCGGUGCUGGGGCUGCGACACCUGGGGCUGUCAGGGUGGAACCAGGCGGAGUGCUUCUGCCUCGAAAACGAGCUCGCCUCCUGGCAGGCUGCUGGGAUCGGCGGGAGCACGGGCGUGGCGUCGGAGCACGACCUGCGCUGGUGGGCGUUGCGCCUCAAGGCCUCCCUGGACCGCAUGAGGCGACUCACCGAGGCCUUUACUGAGGCCACGCUCGAGCUCUUCUUCCAGCCUUCGCAGAAGCUUGGCCACGCACUCGGAAUCGAGGAGAACGCUGUGAGGACGUUUGCAGAGGCAGAGAUCCGAUCCAGCGUGGUGUUCCAGCUGGCCAAGCUCACCUCACUGCUGCUGCGAGUCAUGCGGUCCGUGCUGGGGGCCGAGGGAUGGGACGUGCUCGUGCCUGGCACGGCUGUGGGGAAGCUGGUGGAGGUGGAGCGCAUAGACCCUGACCUCCUGGCAACGCUGCAGGGGGAGGAGGGGUUGGUGCUGCUGGUGCAACGCGCAGAGGGGGAUGAGGAGGUGAAAGCAGCAGGCGCCAAUCUGAAAGCUGUUGUGCUGCUGCAGGAGCUGCCGCAUCUUUCCCACCUGGCAGUGAGGGCGCGACAGGAGGGCGUGUUGCUCAUGACAUGCGAGGAUGAGAACCGAGUUGCAGACCUUCGCUCCGCUGUUGGCUCUCGAAUCCGUCUAGAGGCCGGUGUGGAGGGAGUGAAGGUCACAACCGGCUCUGCUGCUGUGGACCAGCACCCCUCUUCCUCCUCCGCUUCCAAGGCUGCUACCACCAGCGGCAGUAGCAGCAGCAGCAGCAGUGGGAAGAGUGAGGACGAGGUUUGGCUGCAGGCGCUGAAACCUCAACCUAUCCGCGUGCAGGAGGCUCGGCUGCCCGUGCUGCCACUCCACGAAGCCCAGCUGGCCACGUGUGGGGCCAAGGCGCAUGCCUGCGCCAAGCUGGAGGGGCUCUCAGUCGCCUCCACAUUCGCAGGUGCUGACUUUUCUGUGCCCCGCUCAGCAGUCAUCACCUUCGGCGUCAUGGACGAGGCCAUCACCGCCUCCAACCGCCGCACGCUCUUCCACCGCCUCGUCGCCUCCCUCGACGACCAGAACCUUCACGGAAACUCCCUCGACGAGGCCUGCACCCAGAUCCGCACGCUUCUAGAGGAGUCCCCCCUCCCCCCGGCCUUCUUCCGAACCCUCUCCUACAUUUUCCCUGCAAAUGCUCGGCUGAUCGUUCGCUCGAGUGCGAAUGUGGAGGAUCUAGCUGGGAUGUCCGGGGCUGGCUUAUAUGACUCCAUUCCGGAUGUGACUCUUUCCGACCCUGCUACGUUCGGCCGAGCCGUAGCCUCAGUGUGGGCGUCACUGUUCACGAGGCGCGCGGUGCUCAGCCGGCGGGCGGCGGGGGUGCGUCAGAGCGACGCGGCUAUGGCGGUGCUGGUGCAGGAGUUAAUCUCCCCGCCAGAUCUAAGCUUUGUGCUGCAUACUAAGGGAAUUGGUGCUGGCGCUGGUGGUGCUCUGGUGGUUCCUAGCCCACGAAUCAGCAGCGGCAAGAGCAGUGGCGGCGGCAGCAGCAACGGCAAUGGAGCAUCAGCAUCCGCAUCUGUAGCGGCUGUCGCUCCUGGUUCUCCCGCCCCUGCGGAUUUCCUCUCAGCUGAGGUGGCACCAGGAUUAGGCGAGACUCUGGCUUCCGGCACACGUGGCACCGCGUGGCGCUUUGCUGUCGGGAAAUCCGAUAGCUCGGUUCGAAUCCUGGCGUUUGCGAAUUUCAGCGAGAAGAUCAUUAUGGCGCCUGCUGCUGCAGGAGUUUCGGCAGGAAGAAAUGCAGGUGCCACAUCAGGAGGAGGGGGAGGAGCAGCAGUGGCAGCGGCAGGUGGUGGGGUUGUGAUGCAGGCGGUGGAUUAUAGUGGUCAGCUGCUGUCUACGUCACCUGACGCCCAGGUGGUGCUUGCGAAGAAGCUUGCUGCUGUUGGGUCGUUUUUGGAGGACCGGUUUGGUACGCCUCAGGAUAUUGAGGGGUGCGUUGUGGGGGACAAGAUCUUUGUGGUGCAGUCACGGCCUCAGCCGUAGGAGGGGAACAGCUCCUGCGGAUGUGGAUUUCCCAAUUGAUCAUUACGUUGGAUUGUACUAUUUCAUUAGGCCUAACAUUCUCAGGUGGGUAGUAGUCGAGUUGUAGAGUAGGCAUGCAGGGUUGUGGAAGGUAUAUGUGGUUGAAUUGAGCUUAGGUUCUAAUUCUUCCUUUUAUUUUACCGCAACCGCUUGUAUUGUAGGCUGGUGAUU
Molecule: messenger RNA, 4329 nt
Organism: Closterium sp. NIES-67
Lineage: Eukaryota; Viridiplantae; Streptophyta; Zygnematophyceae; Desmidiales; Closteriaceae
Source: the annotation of a GenBank genome assembly